Molecule: messenger RNA, 9013 nt
Organism: Engraulis encrasicolus (European anchovy)
Lineage: Eukaryota; Metazoa; Chordata; Actinopteri; Clupeiformes; Engraulidae
Gene: cacna1bb
Product: calcium channel, voltage-dependent, N type, alpha 1B subunit, b
Exons: 50
Coding region: 110-7663 (2517 amino acids)
Biological process (GO): calcium ion import across plasma membrane; chemical synaptic transmission
Cellular component (GO): voltage-gated calcium channel complex; membrane; neuronal cell body
Molecular function (GO): high voltage-gated calcium channel activity
Source: RefSeq, a predicted model, not a curated record
UAUAGUCGGUAGCCUACCAAAUCACAAGGGCAGUUGGACAUAGAGCGACAGACCUGUCAGUCCACCACAAAUCAGACUUGGUCACAAACAAACUGAGAAACGGGACAUUAUGGCGAUGAGGAACUCUGAGCACUACUCCCGCUGGGCCGAGAGGAGAUCUACUGUGGUUUAUGCUGUAAGAUCGGCCACAUUUGGGGCUUGGCGGAUGCUGACAUUGGGCGCAGAAUACAGCUCUUGGGCCCGGACCGACACCUCAAACAGAUGCACGCGCGCAGCCAGACACAAGCCCGACGUGGACGAUGACAACCUCAACAACUCAGAUGUUGGACCCGUCAAACAAACAUUCUACGAUUCAGUCUGUGAACUCAAGAGCUUGUUUGACGACAAAAAUGUUCCAAGUAUCAUCCAUGCCCACAAGACGUUUACUGAGGACGUUAUUAGCGCACCCUGGUGUCCGAGAAUGGCUCGCUUUGGAGAUGAUCUACCAACCCGUUAUGGAGGCGGCGGUCCGCCGGGCGCUGGACGAGGGGGCGCCCGGGCAGGGGGUCCUUCAGGUGGCCAGAGGAUGUACAAACAGUCGAUGGCUCAAAGAGCCAGAACAAUGGCUUUGUACAAUCCAAAACAGACAAAACGGAAUUGCUUUACUGUCAAUCGGUCCUUGUUCAUUUUCAGCGAGGACAAUGCGAUACGGAAGUAUGCCAAGAGAAUAACCGAAUGGCCUCCAUUCGAGUAUCUAAUCCUGGCUACCAUCAUUGCCAACUGUGUGGUGUUGGCUCUGGAGCAGCACCUCCCUGCUGGAGACAAGACCCCCAUGUCAGAGCGCCUGGAUGACACAGAGCCCUACUUCAUUGGCAUCUUCUGUUUCGAGGCCGGGAUCAAGAUCAUGGCCUUGGGCUUCGUCUUCCACAAAGGCUCCUAUCUCCGCAAUGGCUGGAACGUAAUGGACUUUGUGGUCGUGCUCACAGGAAUCCUGACUGUGGCCCAAAGUACUGUGGGGAAUGACAAAGUGGGAUCAGAGUUCGACUUGAGGACCUUACGAGCUGUGAGAGUGUUGAGACCACUGAAACUGGUAUCGGGUAUUCCCAGCUUGCAGGUGGUCUUGAAGUCCAUCAUGAAGGCCAUGGUCCCUCUCCUGCAGAUCGGGCUGCUGUUGUUUUUCGCCAUUGUGAUGUUUGCCAUCAUCGGGGUGGAGUUCUACAUGGGCAAGUUCCACCACACCUGCUUCCGGAAUGACACAGGUGAAAUGCAGCGGAUAGCCGAGCACCCAUGCGGCACAGAGCGGCCCGCCCGCCUGUGUGAGCCUGGCGCCGUGUGCAGCGAGUUCUGGAUUGGACCAAACUACGGCAUCACCAACUUCGACAACAUCCUGUUCGCUAUCCUCACUGUGUUUCAGUGCAUUACCAUGGAAGGCUGGACGGACAUUUUGUACAGCGCUGAUGACUCAUCGGGAAACACCUGGAACUGGCUCUACUUCGUCCCCCUCAUCAUCAUCGGCUCCUUCUUCAUGCUCAACCUGGUACUGGGUGUCCUGUCUGGGGAGUUUGCCAAAGAGAGGGAGCGUGUGGAAAAGCGGAGAGAGUUCCUGAAGCUGCGCCGGCAGCAGCAGAUUGAGCGCGAGCUGACAGGCUACCUGGAGUGGAUCUGCAAAGCCGAGGAGGUGUUAUUGGAAGAAGAGGAUCAGAAUGCAGAAGAGAAGUUUAGUCUGGAUGGUGUGUGGUACAAGAGGAAACACAACAACUCAGUGUUAACACGGGGUAAGGUGAAGAAGAGCAAGAAUGAGCUGAUUAAUGCAGAGGAGGGUGAAGAGCAGUUCAACGACAUCUCCUCUGUUGCCCCCCCAGGUUCUCCAUUCGGUCGGGUUAGCCUGAAAAGUGGCAAGAAUGAUGGCUCCUCGUAUUUCCGCCGCAAGGAGAAGCGGGUGCGUUUCUUCAUCCGUCGCAUGGUGAAGGCCCAGAGCUUCUACUGGUUUGUGCUGUGUGUCGUCGGUCUCAACACCCUCUGUGUGGCCAUCGUGCACUAUGACCAGCCUGAGUGGCUCACCCAAGCACUCUAUCUUGCAGAAUUUGUGUUCCUGGGUUUGUUCUUGACAGAGAUGACGUUUAAGAUGUAUGGCAUUGGCCCCAGGAACUACUUCCACUCUUCGUUUAACUGCUUUGACUUUGGGGUGAUCCUGGGGAGCAUACUGGAAGUGGUUGUGGCAGCCAUCUAUCCGGGGGCUUCAAUUGGCAUCAGUGUUCUACGGGCGCUGCGCCUACUGAGGAUUUUCAAAGUUACAAAGUACUGGAACUCCUUGCGGAACCUUGUAGUGUCUCUUCUCAAUUCCAUGAAGUCCAUUAUCAGUUUACUUUUCCUGCUCUUCCUGUUCAUCGUUGUCUUCGCUCUGCUGGGGAUGCAGCUCUUCGGUGGCCAGUUUAACUUUAGGGACGAAACUCCAACAACAAACUUUGAUACCUUCCCCUCGGCUAUCAUGACAGUCUUCCAGAUACUCACAGGAGAGGACUGGAACGCUGUGAUGUAUCAUGGGAUCGAGUCGCAGGGGGGCGUCCACGGAGGAAUGUUCUCUUCUGUGUAUUUCAUCAUUCUCACUCUUUUUGGAAACUACACUCUGCUAAAUGUAUUCUUGGCCAUCGCUGUUGACAAUCUCGCUAAUGCACAGGAACUCACAAAGGACGAAGAGCAGCAAGAGGAAGCCAAUAAGAAGCUGGCCAUGCAGAAGGCUCUGGAGGCCAAGGAGGCCAAGGAGGCCAGUCCAAUGUCAGCAGCUAAUAUCUCCAUCUCAGCUUUUGUAAAGCAAAAUAGAGGAGCGGUCUCGCGCAGUUCUUCCAUCUGCAGUGCACACUCACCUAAGGAGCAGCGCUCCUCCAUGAAGCUGUCUGUGUGGGAGCAGCGCACCUCACAGUUGCGUCGCCACAACCUUCGAGCCAGCAGUGAGGCGCUCUACAGCGAGCUGGAACCCGAGGAGCGCCGCCACCUCUCCUCCGCCCUCCACCUGUGGCCCGACGCGAAGGCGCACCACGACCGGCCUUUGCUCGUUGAUUUGGGCGACGACAUUGCCAGCGGGAAUGGCGACCGAGCAGGCAAGACCGAGAAUGGGUCAACAACAAUGAGGCCUGCUGCAACAGAGGGUGUGGCGGCCAUAAGUGACAAAAAUGCCCAACAGCAGCAAUCGUUUCAGCACACAGCAGAACCUCCACACAAGCACCACUGCCACAGGGAUCGCUUGUCCCACAAGAGAAGCGAGAAUCAGGGGGGGGAUCCGGCCAGUAGGCAGCACCACACUCAUCACAAUCGUAGCCGGGAGCGGCGACUGGAACGUGGACACAGCCAAGGGGAUUGGUCCCCCAACAAUGAUGCACCGAGCACUACACUGAGGCACCACCACCACCAAGGGGGAAAACCUCUCAAGGAGGAUUGGACUGAGACAGACAGAGACAGAGAGGGACACCCCCACUCCCGUCAACAGUCCAGAGGCGAGGGCAACGGGGAGCUUUUUUCCUACAGGGAUGAAGAGGAGAGACGCGGCAGUAGGGAGCGACAAAUGCACCAACAGAGGGCUCUACGAGCCCAGUCCACACUGGACACGGAGAAUGGAAACAAGGAGCGCUCGAGGGGACACAGGGACAGAAACUCAGACGGAGAUGCUGACCACCACCCGGGCACCAACCCCCUGCAGUCUCCCUUGGAGAAGGCGUCUCCUGCACUGGAAAAGGCAGCGGAGGAGGCAGACAACCUCAAGAACAACAACCACCACAGUGGCCAAACCAGCAUUCACAUCCCAGUGACCAUCACUUCCCCUCCAGGAGAGACCACCACCAUUCCCCUGAAUGUCCUUGAUGGGGAGAGCCUUCUGCAGCCUGAGGAGGAGGCCCAAAAUGGUCCGCGACAGAUUCUCCCUUACAGCUCCAUGUUUGUGUUUGGACCAACCAACCCGGUGAGGAGGCUGUGCCAUUACAUUGUGAACAUGCGCUACUUUGAGGUGUGCAUCCUCCUGGUGAUCACCAUGAGCAGCAUCGCCCUGGCAGCAGAGGAUCCCGUGCAGACCAACGCGCCGCGCAACAAUGUUUUGAAAUACUUAGAUUACGUCUUCACUGGGGUGUUCACCUUUGAGAUGGUAAUUAAGAUGAUUGACUUGGGACUGCUGCUUCAUCCCGGCGCCUAUUUCCGUGACCUGUGGAACAUUCUAGACUUCAUCGUCGUCAGUGGUGCACUGGUGGCCUUUGCCUGCUCAGGAACAAAAGGGAAGGACAUCAACACCAUCAAGUCCCUGAGGGUUCUGCGUGUUCUACGACCGCUAAAGACCAUAAAACGGUUACCCAAGCUUAAGGCUGUCUUUGAUUGUGUGGUGAACUCUUUGAAGAAUGUGCUUAACAUCCUGAUAGUCUACAUCCUCUUCAUGUUCAUCUUCGCCGUCAUCGCUGUGCAACUCUUCAAGGGAAAGUUCUUCUACUGCACUGAUGAGUCCAAGACACAACAGAAUGACUGCAGGGGCAAAUUUCUGGAAUAUGAUCGGGACAAGGUGGAAGCCAAAGAUCGGGAGUGGAGGAAGUAUGACUUUCACUAUGACAACGUCCUCUGGGCUUUUCUGACGCUCUUCACUGUGUCUACUGGAGAGGGAUGGCCACUUGUUCUGAAGCACUCUGUGGACGCCACCGACGAGGACCAAGGCCCCAGCCCAGGGUUCCGCAUGGAGAUGUCCAUCUUUUAUGUGGUCUACUUUGUGGUAUUCCCGUUCUUCUUUGUCAACAUCUUCGUGGCUCUGAUUAUCAUCACCUUCCAGGAGCAAGGAGACAAGGCCAUGUCCGACUGCAGUCUGGAGAAGAAUGAGCGGGCAUGUAUGGACUUCGCCAUCAAUGCUAAACCACUAACACGGUAUAUGCCUCAGGACAAGCAGUCGAACCAGUACAAGCUGUGGAGGUUUGUGGUGUCGACACCCUUUGAAUACGCCAUCAUGACCCUUAUUGCCCUCAACACCAUAGUGCUGAUGAUGAAGUUUCACGGUGCCCCAAAGCCAUAUGAGGACAUGUUGAAGUAUCUGAACAUCAUCUUCACCUCACUCUUUACUCUGGAGUGCAUCAUCAAGAUGAUCGCCUUUGGGCCGUUGAACUACCUGAAAGAGGCCUGGAAUGUAUUUGAUCUCAUCACGGUGCUCGGCAGCAUCACCGACAUACUGGUCACAGAAAUCAGCGACCAGGACAAGAUGAUAAACCUGAGUUUUCUCAGGCUUUUCAGGGCAGCACGUCUCAUCAAACUGCUAAGGCAAGGCUACACCAUCCGGAUCCUGCUGUGGACUUUUGUGCAGUCAUUCAAGGCUCUGCCAUACGUCUGCCUUCUGAUCGCCAUGCUGUUCUUCAUCUACGCUAUCAUAGGGAUGCAGGUUUUUGGGAAUAUCCAGCUGAAUGAUGAGACUGCGAUCAACCUCCACAACAAUUUUCAGACUUUCUUCCAAGCACUCAUACUUUUGUUCAGGAGUGCCACAGGAGAGGCCUGGCACGAGAUCAUGCAGCAGUGUUUGAGCGGGAAGGAGUGUGACCCCGAGAGCAACCACACAGGGAAUGAGUGUGGCAGCGACUUUGCCUACUUCUACUUCGUUUCCUUCAUCUUCCUCUGUUCCUUCCUGAUGCUCAAUCUGUUUGUGGCCGUCAUCAUGGACAACUUUGAAUAUUUGACUCGGGACGCGUCCAUCCUAGGACCUCACCACUUGGACGAGUUUAUCCGAGUGUGGGCAGAAUACGACCCAGCAGCCUGCGGACGGAUAGUGUAUAUGGAUAUGUACAAUCUGUUGCGUGUAAUAUCGCCUCCCCUCGGCCUGGGCAAGAAGUGCCCCACCCGAGUGGCUUACAAGCGUCUGGUCAGGAUGAACAUGCCCAUAGCUGAGGACAACACAGUGCACUUCACCUCCACCCUGAUGGCUCUCAUCCGCACCGCCCUGGACAUCAAACUGGCCUCAGGAGUUCUGGCACAGCGGCUGUGCGACGCAGACCUGAUGAGAGAGAUCAACCGAGUGUGGCCCAGUCUCCCCGCCAAGACAGUUGACCUCCUGGUGGCACCGCCUAAACCUAACGAGUUAACGGUGGGAAAGGUCUAUGCUGCUCUGAUGAUCUUUGACUACUACAAGCAGAACAGAGCUAAGAAACUCCAGCAGCUGCAACAGCAACAGAUGCCUGGUGUUGGAGUACCGGGAAAGACUUGUGCCCUGUUCCGCCCCAUGUUGCCCUUAACCUCCACUGAAGAGAAGGAGCCACAGGCUACCAGUGCCAAUGCCCCUCUUGUCGUGCGGCCUGAUUCUCUGUUGAAGCCAAAGUCUCCUCCCACUACCUGCUUGGCCAAUGGAGAUGCAGUUAGCCAAAGGCAGACCCAUGUUGUGCAGUCUCCCUCAGGGGAGAAGACUCAGGAACAGCUGCAGAGAAGCAGGACGUCGGUACAGAGGGGCCAAUCAGACGACUCAAGCAAACUGCAGGAAUCGGGAACGGAGCUCAGUGAUGCGGAGUACACCUCGGACAUGGAGCGCUUCUCCAUCCUGGAACUGGGGCCUGGCCGAGCCUCCUCCAUGCCCCGACUCAACGCAGAAUAUCAGCCUAUUCUAGAUGUGAGUCCCAUGACCAUCAGGCGCUCUGCAUCUACACUGGCUCCACAGUGUCCCCAGGAGGUGAAUCUCAGGGCGUUGGGGCUGGAGAGGAACUCCCAGGCGGCAGGCCGAAACAUGGCCCACCAUCACCACCACCACCAUCACCACCACCAACACCACUGCCACAAACACAGCAAACAGGACAAGAAGCACAAGCCACAAGAGAAGGCCAGCCCCGACCAGACAACGACUCCAAGGGAUAUGGUGGUGGAUGUGACAAGCACAUAUAUGAGUCGUGAGCGGACACAGGAUUGGAGGGAUCGGGGACGCUCGCAUGAGCGGAAAAAACAUGCGUCCUCUGAUGAUCCCAAGAUGCGCUACUAUUCGUGUGAGCGGUACGGCAGCAAGGAGAAGGGCCAUGCUCAUGCUGCCGCCGGACCCAGCCGCUCCACCUCAGCUGGGGAACACCAGACGUUGCACCUCAAACAGAUUGACGUCAAUGCCAGGGGCAGCCUGGUGACGCUUGCUUUGAACAGCGGAGGCACACCCAACCGCAGCCGCCGGCAACUCCCUCAGACCCCUCUCACUCCACGCCCGGCCGUCACCUACAAAACUGCCAAUUCGUCCCCUGUGGCCGUCGUGCGACCCAGCGGUGCCCAGCAACAAUAUCCUGUUGUCGUCACUGCAUUGAGCUCUGGCUCAGCCCACCUGAUGUCACGUGGGCUCUCGGAGCACAGAUCUCUGCUAGCCAAUAGCGCCUGUUCAUCCCCUGUGCCUGUCACACGCAUUGGCUCUGUGCCCAGCUUGCUGGCUGCUGAGCCACAACAACAACUCCUCUUCGAGGACACGGACGAUUUCCAGGAUGCCCUUAGCACUCAACACGGUCUCAGGGGCGCAGAGCCCACCCUGACACAGACGCUCCUCAGUAGUGCCCCAAGCGCCGCAGAAAGAGAAGGGGCCAGGACUGGCUUCUGUGGAGUCCCUAAUGGCUACCACUUCACCAUGGGUUCCAUGAGAGCGACGGCCAGCUCUGUAGCCAGAGGAGCAAGCGGUGGUGGAGGGUGCUACCAGAAUUCAGAGAAAGAGGACUGUUGCUGACGACAUGACAUGGCCAGUGGUGCUAGACAAAAACAGACAGGGUGAACAAUGUAAUUCACUUCUAUAAUUCACUUCGAUAAUUCACUUCUAAGCUCAGAGAGUCAUGCUGUAAAGUUUUUGUGUGUGUGUGCAUGUAAAGUUUAGUGAUUGGAAGUCUGAAAGUUUUUUCUCUCCAUGUUGUGAAUGUAUGUAUGUAUUUUACUGUAAAAACUGAACACCUGGGAGAACAAGGUUGUGACCCCUUCAGUGGUUGGCACCUCAACAAGACUACAGUGACACACACACACACACACACACACACACACACACACACACACACACACACACACACACACACACACACACACACACACACACACACACACACACACACACACACACACACACACACACACUCGCACGCAAUGGUGGUGGUGGUAGCAGUAUAUUUGUUGUAAGACUAGCUGCCUUCUUAUUUUCCACAAAUUGUUUAAGAAAGGACUGUUGACUAACAACACAUACACAUAUAUGGUACCUUCACAUGGGUCAUUGAGGGGUAUUUAUUUUCAUUUGAAAUGCAGUGUCAAAUAUUGCAGCAAGUGCCUAACUUUUAAUGUGUCACUGUUAGGGCUGUAACGAUACUAUAUCGAACCAAGAAACCGUGAUACGCAGUGACACGACACUGUAUCACGUUGCAAGAAGGCAGAAUCGUGAUGCGCUCUUUCAAAGUUCUGCUACCCUUCAAUCCAGAAAACUACAGCAUGAUAUGAGGUGAUUGUCCUUCCAAGCUUUAAAUCACCAUCAUCAUUAUUCUUUUAUAUAUACAUUAUGUGGUAUUUUUCUUUCUUUUUUUGAUAUACUUUUAUUUAUAACACAACAUAAUAUUAUUAACCCGCAUUGUGUGUCAAAAAAUGUGCUACAAACCGAAUUGUGUCUUGGGUGUAUCGUUACAGCCCUAGUCACUGUUUGUGGGUAAAAUGCAGAUUUAUGUCGGAGCAGAACAUGUACUAACAUUAUCAUGGCCAAAGAUGAUCAGUACAAGGUACUGCAGGUCUGGCAUCUCAAAAUAGCAGAUAUCAGAACAAUGGCGAAUAUUUAUGUUUUUACAAAGACAAAUUUUUGAAAUGAUCUUGAUCUUGACAUUCAUUUGGUGUUCAUAAUGAAAUGUUUAUAUUAGUUUAAAAACAUGACACGUAACAGUUAUAUUGCUGCUAUGGUAAUAAACAUCUAUAAGUUUGUUAGAUGGGUGUCAAUUCAGAGUGAACAACAUAAGGGCCUCCGCACACCGGUCCUUUAUAAUGAAAUGUUUAUAUUAGUUUAAAAACAUGACACGUAAUAGUUAUAUUGCUGAUAAGCUUGCUAUGGUAAUAA